AUGAAGAACUUUCACCUCAACAUUGACAAAGAAGUGGAGUGGGUUGGAAGUUUUCCUAAUGAUCGAGAUGAACCAGUAGAAGGUGAUGAAGAAUUAGAGAGUAGAAGGGAGUUAGACUUCAUCAAGAAUGAAAAAAACAGGAUUAGAGUGGUUUGCAAAGGGAAAAUACCAAACCUUGGGAUAUUAGAAACAGGUGGGACCAACAAAAGUAAUGACAAAGUGGAACCCGGUCAAAAGAAAAAGAAAGUGAAAGAUGGUUCUAUUCAUAAAUGCCCAUGGGUCCUACUAGUGAGUAAAUGGAAAAAAGACAUUAACUGGACUGUUAAGACCUAUGAAAAGCAACAUACAUGCCUUCAAACAAGGAAAAUUAGGGCAUGCAACUACAAGUUUCUCUCUGAACAGAUUGUUGACACAGUGGAGGCAAACCCAGAAAUACCACUUAGAGCAUUACGUGAGAUGCUUGAGAAGAAAUACCAAGAGGUGCAGAGUAGAAAUCCAAACACCACAGUCAAACUUCAAGUGCAAAGUGAACCAUGUUAUGCAUCUGAGACCAGGGUAUUUGAACGAGUAUACAUUUGUCUUGGUCCACUGAAAAGUGGAUUUGCAGCAGGGAAAAGAGAUUUACUAGGGCUUGAUGGUGCAUUCAUGAAGGGUCCAUACCAUGGUAUGAUCCUAACAACAGUGGGUUUAGAUGGGAACAAUUACACAUACCCUUUGGCAUAUGCAGUUGUUGAAGAAGAAAACUUUAAUUCAUGGACUUGGUUUUUAACUAACUUAGGAGAUGAUCUUGGUUUGUAUGCAAAAUCCAACUUCACUUUCAUAUCAGAUAGACAGAAGGGGUUAUUGCCUGCACUUGAGAAACUUUUCCCAGCAGCAGAGCAUAGAUAUUGCCUAAGGCAUCUUCAUGAGAACAUGAAACGUAAAUGGAGGGGAAAGGAAUUCAAGGAUUGUCUUUGGAAAUGUGCAACAUGUACCACCAUACCACAAUUCAACAGUGCCAUGGAAGAACUAAAGAAACUUAACAGUGAAGCAUAUGACUGGCUUAAUUCUAUUCCAUCUAAGCACUGUUGUGUUUUAUUAGGGAGGGCACAUUGUGAUGCUUUGUUGAAUAAUAUGUGUGAGAGUUUGAAUAACAAGAUAGUGAAGGGUCGUGAUAAGCCAAUUAUCAGUUGCUUGGAGUUUAUUAGGGAGUAUAUCAUGAGGAAAAUUGUCAUGGUUCAAAAAGAAAUUGACAAAGCUAAUGGCCCAUUAACUCCUACAUCCACUAAGACCCUUGAAAAAAUUAAAGAAAGGGCGGUACAGUGUAGGGUAGUGUUCUGUGGCAAUGGGAAGUACCAGGUUACAAGUGAAGGUACUAAUCAGUAUGUGGUUAAUGUGGACCAACAAACUUGUUCAUGUAACAGGUGGGAACUGACUGGCAUACCCUGCAAACAUAGUAUAACAGCUAUAUGGGAUAUGAGGCUCAACAAUGAAAAUGUUGGAAUACCUGAGACACGGACCAAAAAAAAGAGAAGAAGAUCUGCAACAGAAGAUGAUGGACUGUCCACAAAAUGGAAAUCUGUAACAUGCACAAAAUGUGGAAAUGUGGGCCAUAAUGGAAGGACCUGCAAGGGAAAAUCACAGACUGGGAAUGGAACAGGAGAAGGUGCAGCAGGGAAUACAACAGAAGAAGGUGCAGCAGGUAGCAGUGGUGGUGUACAAAAUGGAGUUGGGAACAAAGGAAAAAGCCCCAUGCUUUGA
This is a messenger RNA of Lactuca saligna, 1740 nucleotides long. The record is from the annotation of a GenBank genome assembly. NCBI's taxonomy places the organism in Eukaryota, Viridiplantae, Streptophyta, Magnoliopsida, Asterales, Asteraceae.